GGAAAUCCGAAGCAUCCAUCGUGCAAUGCUCCAAGGGUUACGGUCUAGUCCAAGAAGCAAUCUCUUUUUUUUUUCAUCUCGUUAUUUAUUUAUAUGCUCCAUCACCCCAGCCUCAGUCUAGUUAAUUCAAGUAUAGACCUUAAACGACUCUUUCCUCAUAUAUAGCUCUUUCCCACUAUUCCUACGUGCUGUUGCUUCCUGUCCUGCCAUACACAAUCCCAAUAUUUACUUAAUUUCACUAUGAGUUCCACAGAUCGCGCUGCCUUGAAGAAAUUCGUCAGACAACCUGUCAGCCACGAGAUGGUACACUACUUGGUUGCAACCACCGAGUCCAUCAUCAAAGUGAAAGCUCAGACCUAUACUCCCUCAGCUAACAGCUACCCUUCUCCACCCACCACCCCUCCGGCCACAAUCUCCAACAGUCCGCUGAGAAAGAGGGAUGAGUUUAAGUUCACUCCACCUAGCCGCACCUCGCCUAUCUCCCUCACAAACUUCAUCAACAACUUGAUUCACUACUCAAACGUCCAAACGCCCACCUUGAUGUCCUCGUUGGUGUACUUGGUGAGGUUAAGAGCCGUGUUGCCUGCCAACGUCUACGGUAUCGAAACCUCCCGUCACCGCAUUUUCCUUGGGUGUCUCAUUAUUGCCGCCAAGAACUUGAACGACUCCUCGCCGUUGAACAAGCACUGGCAGAAAUACACCGAUGGGUUGUUGACCCAGUUAGAGGUGAAUGAAUGUGAACGCGAAAUUAUCGCCCAUUUGAACUGGUCUUUGAACAUCGAUGAGAUUGACUUGAUCAACGUCUUACAACCGUUCUUGGCGCCUAUCAAGGAAAAGAUUAGAGCCCAAAGAGACCAGAUGAUGUUGAGUCAGAGACAGUCUUAUGCGAUGUCCAAUUCUUCGUCCGCCAGUAGCAGCAUUGCGUCCUCGGUCCGCGGCUCUAUGAACUCGCUUGCCCGGCAAUUCAGCCAGCAAGCUAUUCCACUGCAGAGAAUCACCAAGUCGGCCUCACAACGGAGAAUGAACUUGUCUACCUCGACCAACUCGAUGGCCUCCGCUCCGUCCUUGACGGCCUCCAACUCUAAGAAUAGCCUCUACUCCUCGGCUCUGAUUUCGUCCUCCAGACUGUCUGUCUUCACCCAAAUGAACGGUGCAGCCUCCUGUAACAACUUAACCAACAUCCCUGAAGAUGCCCCCGUCCCUGUGAAGCCAGUGGCUCCCGUCUCUGCCCCGGCGGUUGCCAUCUACAACGAACAAGAAGUCUCGGUGCAACAGCCACCAGUGCAAGGUGAGGGGUUCAAGUGCCGUCCGUUGAGGUUGUCCCAGAGUGUCAAUAAGGCUAGUAUGAACUACAAGUUAAAGGAAUACACGUUGCAGCGCUCUUCGGUGUAUAUGAGGGGCUCCAAUGACUUGGAUGAGGAGGAUGAAAAAGAGAACCAGCCGGCAAUGAGAAACACCAAGCCAAGAUUCAGUUUGAUCAACAUGGACAACCUAGUCAUGGCCGAGUAGAGGUUUCCUCUGUUUGUCUCUCGCUUACAUGGCACUACAUCACUGCAUCUGCGUUCUGGUUCACUACACUUCCGUUCGACUUUUUUUUUUGAUUACUUUCUGGGUGGGUUAUACGGCUGCUUUCUUUUUCUGUAAAAUAUUUUGCAGCAUAAUUUGAUAUUGCAUGGUUAGACUUUCUGUAG
Messenger RNA from Babjeviella inositovora NRRL Y-12698, 1691 nucleotides. It is a transcript of the gene PCL2, whose product is annotated as cyclin. Gene Ontology annotation, molecular function: cyclin-dependent protein serine/threonine kinase regulator activity; protein kinase binding. The record is from RefSeq and is a predicted model, not a curated record. Gene Ontology annotation, biological process: regulation of cyclin-dependent protein serine/threonine kinase activity. Gene Ontology annotation, cellular component: cyclin-dependent protein kinase holoenzyme complex; nucleus. Bases 241 to 1509 code for a protein of 422 amino acids. NCBI's taxonomy places the organism in Eukaryota, Fungi, Ascomycota, Pichiomycetes, Serinales. The transcript has a single exon.